AUGGACGACUCAUCGAAGAAUGCAUUCGGAAAAAUGGCCGACUGUGUAGUCCAGGAGUACAACAAUUUCUGCCCUCUGAACAAGACUGAGUACGGCACAGCGGCAUGUUUGGAUGGAGCCCAAACCCAAGGAGAGAACAUCGCCGACAAUGGAGGAAUCCAUGCGGCAUUCCGUGCGUAUCGCAACUUCAUCAAUCUUUACGGCCCGGAUCCUCAACUUCCAGACGAUUUGCUUCAGGAGUUCACUAAUGACCAGCUGUUUUUCCUAGCUUUUUCUCAGGUUUGGUGCCAAUCACCACCUCGUCCUUCACAAAUUGAACGUCAGAUUCUGGUGGAUCCACACUCACCGUCACAGUACAGGGUUUGGGGAACGAUUCAGAACUUCCCUGCCUUUAAAGACGCCUUCCACUGUCCAUCUUCAGCUUAUGCUCCCGAUCAGCAUUGCGAUGUCUGGGUAUCUGAUAUUGAGUCGUCGUACGGUGAGCCGGUUGUUAAAGGUGAGCUGAACAUCAGGCCGAACAAUAUGAUCACGACGAGCGACAUCGACAAGUACAAUGCCUACAAACAAGCGGUCGACUUCUAC
Ostertagia ostertagi is the source of this 582-nucleotide messenger RNA. The record is from the annotation of a GenBank genome assembly. NCBI's taxonomy places the organism in Eukaryota, Metazoa, Nematoda, Chromadorea, Rhabditida, Trichostrongylidae.